Molecule: messenger RNA, 1219 nt
Organism: Papilio xuthus (Asian swallowtail)
Lineage: Eukaryota; Metazoa; Arthropoda; Insecta; Lepidoptera; Papilionidae
Product: regulation of nuclear pre-mRNA domain-containing protein 1B
Exons: 6
Coding region: 89-1135 (348 amino acids)
Biological process (GO): mRNA 3'-end processing
Molecular function (GO): RNA polymerase II complex binding
Source: RefSeq, a predicted model, not a curated record
UCGAAAGAAAAAAAUAACUGUCAAAUUAUUUUACUUCGCGGUGGAAAUAUUAUCCGUUUGUUGUUAUAAAACUAAUUUUAGUUGCGCCAUGGCAGGUUUUACUGAAAAUGCGUUGGUUCGUAAACUACAAGAUCUGAAUUCAAGUCAACAAAGUAUUCAAACGUUGUCUUUAUGGUUAAUUCACCAUCGCAAACACCACGCUGCCGUAGUCAAAACUUGGUUUAAGGAAUUGUUAAAAGCGAAAGAUAGUAAACAACUCACAUUUAUGUAUCUGGCUAAUGAUGUGAUACAAAAUAGUAAAAAGAAAGGUCCAGAAUAUGGCAAAGAAUUUGGCGAGGUCCUUGUGCCAACUUUCCAACAUAUGGCCAAAACGGGUAUCAAUGCAAAAACCAAGCAAUCACUUCACAGAAUACUGUCCAUUUGGCAAGAGAGAGGUGUUUACGAUGCUGACAAGAUACAAGAAUUUAAAGAAGCAAUGGAUCCGAAUGAUGCAAUACCUAAUCAAGCAACUAAACGUAAAACAUCAGAGGUAAAGGAGGAGGUAAAAGAGACUGAGAAAAAGCCAAAGUUAGAGAAUAAAGAGAAAAGAGAAAGACGUAAAAGUGAAACAAAAGUGGAAAUUGAUGGUCAUGUAGAGACACAUGUAACACUUAGUCCAAAAACCCCACCCGGAGACCCUCCGGAACCUGAAGAAUUAAUUAAGGCUUUAUUAGAAUUGGAAUCAAGCGCAUCAAGUGAUGAGGCGGUGAGAGAAAGGAUCGCCUCCCUUCCUCCGGAAGUAUCGGAAGUUCAAUUAUUAUCUAAGUUAGCAGAUAAGGAAGCAGCGCUCAGUCUGAGUACUGUGGUGAAUUCAGCGGUGGAACUGCUGGCUGAAUAUAACCUGAGGUUGUCCGAGGAGUUGGAGAAGAGAAGGCGGGUUGCGGGCAUGCUCAGGGACUUCGCGCAGGCACAGAGAGACCUCGCCAAACAGGCGGAAGCCCGUCUAGAGGAAUAUAAUAUCAAACUGCAGAAAAUAUACGCAGUGAAGGCUGAAGUGAAAUCACACAUAGACAAUUUGCCAGAUGUGUCCAGAUUGCCUGAUGUUACCGGAGGUCUAGCACCUUUGCCUUCAGCGGGCGAUCUCUUCAGUAUUUGAAGUCUAUACAAACUUAUUUUAAUAUUAUGUAUAUUAAAUACAAUAUUGUAUACAAGUUAUAGCUUGGGUAAUACAAUGUGUGGA